AAUGAGUGACGGUUCAUCCGGUGCGGAAGUUAGUUUUGUUUUGGCUUGCAAGAAGGUGGAUGUAACUACUCCAAGCUAUCCAACGCGUCCAAAUAGAAGGUUUAUAGUGAGCACAGCGGCUAGAUGAGGAUUGCAUCCGUCAGUGUGCAGUGAGUCAAAGCGGAAAUGUCAAACAUUAAAGAGUACGUCGAUAAACUGGCUCGUGUUUAUGAGCGAUACACCGAGUACGUGAAGAGGAACCCGGGCGCCACAGCCCAGCUGGAGAGCACGGUGCGGACCCUCUCCUACCUGAUCGCAGGGCGAUUUGCAGAUUCUCAUGAAAUAUCGGAGCUAGUGUACUCCGCCUCCAAUCUCCUGGUGCUCUUCAACGACAGCAUUCUGCGCAAAGGGCGGAGAUGUGCCUUCCCCGUGUCCCUCUCUCAGCAGAGACUCCUCAACUGGCUGUCUGUGUUGGAGCACGUGGAGGUUUUCCUGGAGAUGGGGGCCUGCAAGCUGUGGGGGGACGUCGGCCGCUGGCUGGUGAUUGGACUCAUUCAGAUUUUUAAGGCAGUUUUUCGCCUCAUCCUUCUUCUGUGGUACAAAUCCGGCAUCCAGACUUCACCUCCCAUAAUCCCCCUCGACAGAAGUGCAGAAUUUGUCGGUGAAGAUGGCGUCAACGGGGAGCAGCAAGAUGACGCCUGCUUUGUGGGUCAGAGGUCGGGACGAGUUAUUAGACCACUAGGCAGCGCGCCCGGCCUGCAGGCCCGGCUGUGGGGGGCGCCCGGUCAGAGGAAGAGGACGAGCAGCUCAAGUGAUGAGAAGCUCCACAGCAAACCAACGCCGCUGGGGCUCCAGGAGACCCUCGCUGAGUCCGUGUACAUCGGACGGCCGCUUGUGCACUUACUCUGCCUCGGACUCUGUGGAAAACAGGCGUGGACGCCGUGGCUCGUCUCUGGAGUCCUCGAGCUCUCCAGUUUCACGGUGCUCAGUGGCAGGAAAUUCCAAAAUCGCUGGGAGCAGGCCGAGAUGAGGAGGAGAACCUUUCUUCUGCUGUACUACGUUCUGCGUUCACCCUUCUACGACAAAUACUCCGAGGAAAAGAUUCUCUUCCUGCUCCGACUGCUGGCCGAUCACGUCCCGGGAAUCGGCCUCGUUGCACGCCCUCUGAUGGAUUACCUCCCCACCUGGCAGAAGAUCUACUUCUACAACUGGGGAUAAAGUCGGCUGGAUGAGGUCUGCUGGAUGUCUCACAUCUCGGACGUUUGCAAGUCCAAAAAAGGGUCAACGCUGAGAAAGGGACGGUCGGACCCAGGGACGGAGACGCUUGCUAGAAUUCCCCAAGAAUCAGAUAAAAAUGACGUGGAGAUGAUUACCACUUGGAUCUGACAGCGAGGACCUUCCUCUUGAUUUAGAAGGCUACUCCAGAAAUACAGCAAACAUUAUUUAAGCCCCCCCCCCCCAGGUUGUAUUACCUUGUUUUACACUCUACAAAACACGGGUGUGACUGAUGCUAAAUGGCUGCCUCAGGUGUCGGAGAUUCACUCUUUGAGUUGUUCAUGAUUCACGCCAUUGUCUGUACUGUGAAGCAUUUGGUUUUUGACAGCUUGUGUUAUAGUCGCCAUGUUUUUGUGAGCAUUGGUAUUUCAUUCCAUUGUCUCGGUUUCAUCCCGUCAAGAUGAGCCUUGUUUGUGUGUGUUUCUGGUGCCGCAUGGCAGAAAUCUGAACAUCAGACGCACACAACUAGAGUGUUGACAAUCUCAACACCUCAUUUACCCCAGUGGGCUUUCAACUUCCCCGUUUUGUUAGUUUUCAUGCAGAAAUGAGCUGUACAAUGCCAGUGGGCACACGUUAAAGGCCGUGCAAGUGUGUGUGUGCGAGUGAAAGCUGGAGUCAAUGACUAGAACAAGCCAGAGGUUUUUAAAUCUUUAUUAACUUACUGAAUAGGUUUCUUUUUGUAGCCUACAAAUAAAUACUCAAAUGUU
Molecule: messenger RNA, 1961 nt
Organism: Etheostoma spectabile (orangethroat darter)
Lineage: Eukaryota; Metazoa; Chordata; Actinopteri; Perciformes; Percidae
Product: peroxisomal membrane protein PEX16
Exons: 11
Coding region: 166-1197 (343 amino acids)
Biological process (GO): peroxisome organization
Cellular component (GO): peroxisomal membrane
Source: RefSeq, a predicted model, not a curated record